CACUUGCUGGCAGAACAUCGGUGACUCUCGCUCUUAUAUUCUGAUCUCCUUGACGAGAUUCAUAGUACAUUGUUCAUCUCAUUCGUUGGAGGUUCACUUCACGAUCUGACUUCGACUAUCAAAGCACCACCCGGACUUUAGGCCCACAUAACUCCGAAGUUCAACAACACGAGCAUCUACACACGAGUGGCAGACCGCCAACACACACACACACACAAGUGCACACAUAAGUGCAACCUCUCCUCCUCCUCCUCCCCCCUCGACAAAGAAAGGACACGAGUUUCGCAUCCUCCGGGUUGCAGCUUCUCCUACAACGACGACCCACCUCCUCCGUCCACAGGUCAUCAUGGCGAGCUCAACCAGCUCCACCACGACCUUCCCUCCCUCGGUGCACAUCUCCCAACAUCCCUGCGUCCAAGCCAAACUCAGCCAGCUCCGAUCCGCCUCGACCAACGCUCGCGAGACCAAGGCCCUGGUCCAUGAGAUCGCCACCAUGGUGGGAUGUGAGGCAUUGGCGAAGGCCUUGACCGUGCAGGCGGGAGAGACGGACCACUCCCCACUCGGCUACCCCUACCAAACAGCCACCAUCACCCCUCAGAACAUCCGCCUCGUCCCCAUCCUCCGCUCCGGCCUCAGCAUGAUCGACGCCGUGCAAUCCCUCCUCCCCGUCGCCGUGCCCGUGCACCACCUCGGCCUCUACCGGGAGAAGACCACGCUCCAACCCGUCGAAUACUACAACAACCUCCCCUACCACAAAUCCUCCCCCUCCUCCGCCUCCGGAUCCCAACCAUCGUCGUCCGCGGAUCUCGCCAUCAUUCUCGACCCCAUCAUCGCGACCGGGAGCACCCUGGGCGCGGCCAUCGAGACCCUGCGCGAGGCCGGGGCGAAGCGGAUCCUGGCCAUCGCCGUCCUGGCGAGCGAGACGGGCCUGGGCAAAGUCGCGGAGAUCUGGCCCGAGGGCGUCACCAUCUGGGUGGGGGGCGUGGACCGCGAGACGGACGGCAAGGGCAUGAUCAAGCCGGGACUGGGCGACGUGGGCGAUCGGCUGUUCUUGACCGUGGGGAAGUAG
Molecule: messenger RNA, 1069 nt
Organism: Dissoconium aciculare CBS 342.82
Lineage: Eukaryota; Fungi; Ascomycota; Dothideomycetes; Mycosphaerellales; Dissoconiaceae
Product: putative uracil phosphoribosyltransferase urg2
Exons: 2
Coding region: 347-1069 (240 amino acids)
Source: RefSeq, a predicted model, not a curated record